Molecule: messenger RNA, 2061 nt
Organism: Quercus robur (English oak)
Lineage: Eukaryota; Viridiplantae; Streptophyta; Magnoliopsida; Fagales; Fagaceae
Product: protein NRT1/ PTR FAMILY 5.6-like
Exons: 4
Coding region: 140-1903 (587 amino acids)
Biological process (GO): transmembrane transport; dipeptide transport
Cellular component (GO): membrane
Molecular function (GO): dipeptide transmembrane transporter activity; tripeptide transmembrane transporter activity
Source: RefSeq, a predicted model, not a curated record
CAGCGCAAAGCAAACACACUUCUCACCAAUGACACUCUUUUUCCUGUAGAUUCUUCCUCUAUAGCUAGUUUGCCGUAUCUCUAUUAAUUUGACUCUUAGCUAGUGUCGGUGUCUCACAUAUUAUCUUUCAUUAACAAAGAUGGAGACAGAAAUGGAGAAGAAAAGGAGAGGUACACAAGGAGAAAACAACGAAGAGAAAUGGGUUCACGAUCUAUCUGUGGAUCAUAAAGGAAAAGUUCCUCUUCGUGCUUCAACUGGUGUAUGGAAGGCAGCCUUCUUUAUCAUCACAAUUGAGUUUAGUGAGAGAUUGGCCUACUUUGGGUUAGCAACAAAUCUGAUCUCAUACCUCACUAAAUUGAUGCAUCAAGACCUCAAAACAGCUGCCAAGAAUGUAAACUACUGGACUGGAGUAACAACAUUGAUGCCUCUACUUGGAGGGUUCCUGGCAGAUGCCUACACUGGAAGAUUCAAUAUGGUCAUGUUUUCGUCCCUCAUAUAUCUAAUGGGUUUGAGCCUCUUGACAAUGUCUAACUUCAUCCCAAGUCUAAAGCCAUGCAAUAAAAUGAUGUGUCUCCGGCCUAGGAAGAUUCAUGAGGUGGUAUUUUUUCUUGCCUUGUAUUGUAUCUCUGUUGGAACUGGAGGAAUCAAGCCAUCUCUAGAAAGCUUUGGAGCGGAUCAAUUCGAUGAUGAUCACUCGGAAGAAAGGAAGAAGAAGAUGUCUUACUUUAACUGGUGGAACUUCGCGCUUUGUUGUGGGCUAGUGCUUGGUGUAACAGUAAUUGCUUAUGUUGAAGACAAUGUGGGCUGGGGUGUUGCUAAUCUUAUUCUUGCUAUCGCCAUGGCCAUAACAAUAGUAACCUUCUAUUUGGGAAAGCCUUGGUACAGAUACAGAUUAUCAAAAGGGAGCACUUUAACACCCUUGUUGCAGGUCUUGGUUGCAGCUAUAAGAAAGAGAAAUUUACCAGCCCCAUCAGAUCCUGCUCUAUUGUAUGAAGUUCCCAUUACACACAAGUCUCAAGGAAGGCUUCUAUGUCAUACUAGUAGUCUCAGGUUUCUCGACCAGGCAGCAAUAAUUGAAGAGAAAGACAAAAUAUCAAUUGAGCAGAAUCCCUGGAGACUAACAACUGUGACAAAGGUAGAGGAGACAAAGCUUAUUUUGAACAUGAUCCCCAUAUGGCUAACAUCGUUAACAUUUGGAAUCUGCGUCGCACAAGGCCCAACAUUCUUCGUUAAACAAGCCGCUACAUUGAACCUAAAGGUUACUGACAACUUCAAGAUCCCACCAGCCUCCAUCAUUGCUCUUGGGGCUGCUGGAAUGUUAGUCUCUGUCACCAUCUAUGAGAAAAUUCUUGUUCCAACGUUAAGGAAAGUUAGAGGCAAUGAAAGAGGCAUUAAUAUCCUACAGAGAAUUGGUAUUGGCCUGGCAUUAUCAGUUUUAGCAAUGUCUGUUGCUGCCUUAGUUGAAAUGAAGAGGCUAAAAGCUGUUGAUAAUGAAUUAAUUCGGAAAGGGAAAACUGGGCCUUUGUCUCUGAGUGUUUUCUGGCUAGCUCCACAAACCAUAAUUCUUGGCAUUGGAGAUGGGUUUGCAUUGGUUGGGUUGCAAGAGUAUUUCUAUGACCAAGUUCCAGACUCAAUGAGAAGCUUAGGAAUUGCUUUCUAUCUAAGUGUGCUUGGUGCUGGAAGCUUCUUAAGUAGCUUUCUGAUUACUGUUGUGGAUCAUGUCACUGAAAAGGGUGGGAGAAGUUGGUUUGCAAAGGAUGUGAACUCCUGCCGUCUGGAUAAUUUCUAUUGGUUAUUGGCAGCAAUGAGUGGGUUGAAUUUGUGUAUUUAUGUGGUUUUGGCUAUGAAGUAUACUUACAAAAAUGUGCAGCGAAGGGUGAUUGUGACUGAUGGUAGUGACUAGUAUGAGGGUGAUGGGGUAGAGUUGUUGGCUUGAAAUGUGAUGGAAAAUUGUGAAAAAUGCAUCUUAAGUUGCUUGCUUGUUAAAAUCAUUGUGUUAAAAUUGGACAGUUUUUUUCCUUGUACAAGUUUAUCAAUUUCAUUGAAGCUUUUUCUCGUUAA